GCCGUGAAGUGCUAGAGUGUGUCCGUGGCUCGUGAGAAUCCCGCCCGCCUUUCCCCGCCGGAUGGCUUGAAGGGCAGUGCUACGUCACAUUCUUCGCUGCCCCACAGUGCGCCACAAGCGAAGUGACGCACAUCCCCCGUGCUCGGAAGUUGCUAACAGCUGCCAUAAGCCGAAUGGGAAAUGAUUAGCUCAAUCGAUAAAUCUUGCGGUUAACCGAGCCAAGCGGGUCGUAGCGGUCGGUGUGUGCUUUGUGCGCUUAUAGUUUGGCUUUUCUCACGCUCGCGGCUGCCAGGAGACCCAGUGCCGUUCUCGAACCAAGUGGCGCAGCGGAGAGGUCAUAAAAACACACCGCGGCGGUUCCGUCGCGUGCCUGCCGUUUCGAGAUGUUUGUCAAAAUCUGUCUAGUGGCACUGUUUGGCAUUAGCUGUGCGGCCUUCAGCGGUGCCAUACCGAGCGUGGCGGGACACAGCAGGACCACCUCCGGUGGCGAUGUCUUCACCAGUUCCUUUCUGGUGCGCUUCAGGCGCAGCGUCGACAAGCAGCUGGUACACGACAUUGCGUCCCGCAACGGGUUCCAGAGCUUGGGCGAGCUUCCGGGCAGCAAUGGCAAGGAGUACCACUUCAAGCAUACCACCCUGCCGCUGGUUCGCACCAGGCGAAGCAUCUCCCAUACGCGCGUCCUGAAGAAGGAGCCGCUGGUCCACACAGCCAUACAGCAGGCCGGAUUCAAGCGCGUUAAGCGUGGCUUCCGUCACGCGGUUCCACUCAACUACAUCCCGGAUAAGACGCCGUACGGAGGUGAGAACAUUCCGACCGACCCGUACUUUCCCUUUCAAUGGUACUUGAAGAACACCGGUCAAAACGGUGGCAAAGCCAAGCUCGACCUCAACGUGCUGGCCGCGUGGGACCAAGGGAUUACGGGAAAAAACAUCACAACGGCCAUUAUGGACGACGGAGUCGAUUAUAUGCAUGCCGACCUAAAGUUUAACUACAAUGCCGAGGCUAGUUAUGACUUUAGCAGCAAUGAUCCGUUCCCCUAUCCACGGUACACGGAUGAUUGGUUCAAUAGCCAUGGCACGAGAUGCGCCGGUGAAGUGGCCGCCGCCCGCGAUAACGGCAUCUGUGGCGUUGGGGUGGCGUACGACUCGAAAAUAGCCGGCAUCCGGAUGCUGGACCAACCGUACAUGACCGAUUUGAUCGAGGCGAACUCGAUGGGGCACGAGCCGCACAAGAUACACAUCUACAGUGCGUCGUGGGGCCCGACGGACGAUGGUAAGACGGUCGAUGGACCCCGCAAUGCUACGAUGCGUGCGAUCGUACAGGGUGUCAACGAGGGCCGGAACGGUCUCGGCAACAUCUACGUGUGGGCCUCGGGAGAUGGCGGCGAGGAGGAUGAUUGCAACUGUGAUGGGUACGCGGCCUCGAUGUGGACCAUUUCGAUCAACAGUGCGAUCAACGACGGCCAGAAUGCACACUACGACGAGAGCUGUAGCUCCACGCUGGCCAGCACGUUCAGCAAUGGCGCAAAGGAUCCCAACACGGGUGUGGCAACGACCGAUCUGUAUGGCAAGUGUACGACAACGCACUCCGGAACGAGUGCAGCGGCACCGGAAGCGGCCGGAGUAUUUGCGUUGGCACUGGAAGCAAAUCCAACGCUUUCGUGGCGGGAUAUGCAACACUUGACGGUGCUCACAUCGAAGCGUAACUCACUGUUCGAUGCCAAGAAUCGGUUCCACUGGACAAUGAACGGUGUCGGGCUAGAGUUUAACCAUCUGUUCGGGUUCGGAGUGCUGGACGCGGGCGCAAUGGUUGCACUGGCGAAAAAAUGGCGAACGGUCCCUCCACGGUAUCACUGCGAAGCCGGUGCCAUCACGCAGCUACAUCAAAUAUCACCCUCCGGCUCACUGUACUUGCCCAUCAAGACGAAUGCCUGCAAGGGAACGGACACGGAAGUGCGAUACCUGGAGCACGUGCAGGCCGUCAUCACCGCGAACGCCAGUAGGCGUGGAGAUUUGGAGCUGUUUCUGACAUCGCCCAUGGGAACCAGAUCAAUGAUACUGAGCAAGCGGGCCAAUGAUGAUGAUCGUCGUGAUGGGUUUACCAAAUGGCCGUUCAUGACGACACACACUUGGGGUGAAUACCCGCAAGGAACGUGGAUACUGGAGGCACGGUUCAACUCAAAGGAAAGUCGCACCGGUUGGAUCAAGGAAUUUUCGCUCGUGCUACACGGCACGAAGGAUCCACCGUACCAGACCCUGUCGCCGGCCUCGCCACACUCCAAGCUAGCCAUUGUAAAGAAAGCUCACGAGGAUAAGGAUGGCAACUGAAGCCAUUCUGCGGUUCGCGGUACCACAUUAUACUAGUAGUACGUGUGACGAUGCCAGGACCUGAUAUCGUUACACCUAUAGAUAUAUACAUACAUAUAUAUAUAUUUAUACAUAUGGAUGUUUGCAGUAUUUAUGUUAUGGGGUUCGCUGAGAAUUCUUAUCUAGUGCAGCUUUCCAUCGUCUAUUAUCGAACCACCACAAAAAGCGGAGCGCAGAAUAGAAUCCAACACGCAAGUUCCCGGUCUAGAAUGCAGCAUGAACUGGCACCGAUCCCGUUUCCUACCGAGCCUCCUAGAACACCAUCACCCAAAAGAACACCGCAGCGACGGCGGGCACGGACAAAACGCUAAGAACCACGUGUCUCUGGCUGGACCGGUUCUGAUUGUUGUCUAAUUAUACCUAUUCGAAACUCUGUUGCACCUUCCGUUGAUGGUUAUGGUUCCGUUUGACCCAUCUUUUGGCUCGGAUCACUCGUCCGUGGGGCAGAUUAAUUUGUAUAUAGUGCGUAUAAAGUACAGUGCUUCUAUAUUUACCGAAAAACACGUUCGCCAGGGCUGGGUUUACCUAUCUGUGCUGCUGGCCAAUGGAAGCGAGUUUUGGCGAUAAUACAUACAGUCCACCGAAUCUGUCAGCAACAGUAGCA
Molecule: messenger RNA, 2970 nt
Organism: Anopheles bellator
Lineage: Eukaryota; Metazoa; Arthropoda; Insecta; Diptera; Culicidae
Gene: amon
Product: neuroendocrine convertase 2
Exons: 11
Coding region: 384-2327 (647 amino acids)
Biological process (GO): protein processing
Cellular component (GO): Golgi membrane; trans-Golgi network
Molecular function (GO): serine-type endopeptidase activity
Source: RefSeq, a predicted model, not a curated record